AUGCCCAUAUAUCCCAAGCCAGGUCAGGCCAAAAUAUACAUCGAGGCUCUUGAAGAGCGUGUGGCAGAACUCGAGGGUCUGCUAGCCAAGGAGGGACAUAAUUUCGCCUCCAGAGACCAUUGGGCCGAUGGCGAUGACCCAGAUGAAUCAGACAAGGACGAUCCAGCGGACAUGCAGCCCCUAUUGAAUGCUGUGAGAGACCUGUCGCUCGAUGCUACAGGGUCCUACGUCGGAGGUGCUUCAUCCAUUACGCUAGGCCGCGCUCUAGCGGCCGCUCUGGCUGGCAAGACACAGCUUUUAGGCUCGCCAACAACUGUCACUUGGGAGAAGACGCAACCUAGCAUUUCGUUCGCGAGCAGGAGCAGCUCGCUCGCAGGUGAUUCGGCGCUCCGCCUGAACUACGUCAACAACGAGACGGCGAAUAUGAUGGUGUAUGGAUACCUGAAGCAUCUACAGACCAACUUCCCCAUCCUGUGCUCCACCGACAUAUUGGAUUUGCAUAACAGGAGACACAUGCUCAAGGACGUCUAUGAGUUCAGCAUACUCAAUCUGAUAUAUGGCCUUGGCGGGCAUUUCUUGAACAAAACUGGUGAAUCGACUGUGUCACCCAAUGCAGAGACGCAUUACAAUAUUGCGUGGGAGAACCGAGAAGCCAUCUUGGGAAUGAAAGGAACGCAGGCUCUGAUCUACUUGAUGCUCCUCGGGCAGCACUGCUACCGGAUGCCCAAGGACCAUGGUGCAUGGACAUUUUUUGGCCUUGCCAUGAAGACUUGCGUCGAGCUGGGUUUGCAUCGCCGACAGAAGCGCUCGCGGCUUUCACUGCGAUCCGAGCACAACAAGCGUCUGUUCUGGUGCUGUUACUGGCAUGACCGAGAGGUGGCUAUCGCCAUGGGGCGGCCGCCCUCGAUAUCCGAUCACGAUAUCGAUGCGGAGCUUCCUCUUGACGUGGACGAGGCAACUCAAGAUAUUGAAGACCUGCGUAGAGCGGCUGAACAGGACCCAUCGAAGCCGGUCUCGCCACAAACCACCAUGACCACCUUCAUACAUCUUGUUCGACUCAAGAUUAUUGAAUCGGAAAUUCAGCACAAAAUAUACCGCGUCGACCGUCUCAAGUCGUCAGCGUCCACGUGCCGCACGACCGACGGUUUCCUUGAGAGACUUUAUGCAUGGCGGGAUGCCAUUCCUCCAGAGAGCAGUAAAAGCUCGCCCCUGGACUCGGCUCCUGCGGACGACGGCGACGUGUAUCGAGGCUACGACUCUUAUAUGGCAUCAUACUAUAAGACGAUGAGACUCUUGCUACAACCGAGAUUAUACGACAAGCCGAUCAGCCCGCGGUAUCUGGGCUUGUGCGCGGAGGCGUGCCGUGGCCUGUGUGAAACAUACAAGCGUCUGCACUCCAAAGUGCCCAUCAGUUUCUCUUCUUUCUCUCUACAAUCCGUCUUUCUUGCUGGGCUGACGCUGAUCUACUGCAUGUGGUAUGAUACCUCGACCAGCAGCAGCUUCAAGAACUUCAGCGCGCUCAGCGACUGUAGCGUCAUGCUGUACGUCAUGGCUGAGCGAUGGAGCGUGGGCAAGAAAUACAGGGACCUGUUUGAGGAUGUCAAGAAGGGCGUGCUGGAGGGCAUUGAAGAAGGGCGGCGUCUUUCGUCGCUGGGGAAUCUGCCGAUGGAUGCGACCAUGAACAAUGUCUCUAAUGACCUAGAGCAGAUGAUUAGUGACAUGGCUGGUCAGCCGAUCUCUCUGUGGCAGGAUGUCGAGGAUGAUGCCAUGUUUUCUGGCGUCAACGAAGCUGCGACGAAACUGUUUGGGCAAGCCACGACGUGGGAUGCCGUUAAUGACUUGGCCUGGUAUAACGGGGAGUACUCAGCAGGGUAG
Molecule: messenger RNA, 1875 nt
Organism: Cyphellophora europaea CBS 101466
Lineage: Eukaryota; Fungi; Ascomycota; Eurotiomycetes; Chaetothyriales; Cyphellophoraceae
Exons: 3
Coding region: 1-1875 (624 amino acids)
Biological process (GO): DNA-templated transcription; positive regulation of transcription by RNA polymerase II
Molecular function (GO): DNA-binding transcription factor activity, RNA polymerase II-specific; zinc ion binding; sequence-specific DNA binding
Source: RefSeq, a predicted model, not a curated record